Hemibagrus wyckioides is the source of this 2358-nucleotide messenger RNA. RefSeq names its product dickkopf-related protein 4-like. Bases 92 to 610 code for a protein of 172 amino acids. The record is from RefSeq and is a predicted model, not a curated record. NCBI's taxonomy places the organism in Eukaryota, Metazoa, Chordata, Actinopteri, Siluriformes, Bagridae. The transcript has 4 exons.
CACUUCUUCAACACACCUGAGAGGUUGAUUUAUUUCUUUCAUUUCAUUUUUCUUUUCUCCCAGAGCUACGAUCACUGCCAUUCUCCUCACCAUGUGGACGCUGGCUGUUCUCGCUCUGUGCCUCGCCUCAGCGGUUCUCUGCUUGGACUCCAAUGAGAUUCGCUCCUCCAGAGAGAUCGUCACGGACCCUGAGCCGACCGUGAUGCCACCUGAGAACUUCACAGUCAACGUGAGCGUCCUCAACAACGUGAGGCAACGACAGAAAAGCCCUGAAUGCCCCAAUCAGCAGGGACACGUAUGCCAGCAGACCUCACAGAAGAGACGUGCUCGUAAGAAGAGGCCAUCGCUGGAUGAUACAGUCGGUGGAAGAGAGGCGCGGAGGAAUCAGUGCGUCCGCUCCCGUGACUGCGGAGAGGGCUUUUGCUGCAUUCAAUACGCCGGCGUAAGACGGUGCCAGAGGGUUCUUCAGGAAGGAGAGAUGUGCCUUUUGGUGCGACCAAAGUCUAAAUCCCGCAGACGUUUGUCUCGAUGCUCCUGCAUGGAGGGUCUGAACUGUCUUCCAAUGUCUGGUGGCUUCAAGGGACAAGGAGAGUGUCGUGUUCCGUAUUAGGGUGUGUCUGGAACAGAAAACACUGAUGGCGUCUUGGGCCGAGCCUGGAGGCAGCUUGUGAUGGAGGAAAGAAAAGAAAAGAAAAGAAAAAGACUGUAUGAUGAACAAAUGGCCAAUUAUUUUUGAAAGCGGUAUCUAUUCAUCUUUACUGGCCAAGAGAGAUAUCCCACAAUUCUGUCCGGCACGCCUUUCAGUCAGAGCUGGAGUGUGUGGCUAGCAAUAGCGUGUCCAGUUUGGUUCAUCAUAUUAUUAUUUUUUUAUUAACUUAACAUUAUUAUUAUUUUUCACAAAAUAAGUUUCCUAUUUCUCAUGUUUCUUCCUUUCCUCACCAGCACUUAUUAUUAUUAUUAUUAUUAUUAUUAUUAUUAUUAUUAUAAAGUUAGCAAGCAGUGCCUCACGCUUGAGUGUUCUAGGUUAGCAUUCUCAAACAACUAACAAAUAGGUUUAUUUUUUACAGAAAUAAUAUUUAUAACACUAGUCCUGAUCCCAGUAAGGUUAUCAACUCUUAAACAUCUGUAUUUAUAUUUGACCGAAACUGAUAUGGAACAUGAGGUGAAUAUUUCUGUCUGUACCCUCGCUAAUGUUCUUCAUUAGCUCAGCUUCUCCGUAGCAAAGACGGGCUAAUUCAUUUGUAGAGGAAGGAAAGAAAGAGAAAAGAAAAAGAAAGACGCGGCUGAGUCAUUAGAUUAGCGCUAUAAAAACGAGGCACCUGCUUUUCCAUUUCAGACACGCCUGUCUCGAACCGAAGGCAGGGUUUUAUUUUUUUAUUAUUUUAAUAUUUUCAUGCUCUGGCAAGUGAAUGUGUGAAAUUUGAAUGUAAUGUGACAUGCAUAGUGAACAGAUUUUUAACUUUCAGUUAGCUGAUUAGCAUUGCGCUAACUGGGUGUCUGAAUCGUGUCUCGGAGGGAAUUAAGUGUUGAUCUAAUUCAUGGAUCAUUUUACCCGUGCUACUGAAUUCUUGAUUCUGAUUGGUCAGAAGAUCGCAGAUUUCUAUCAACACGCUCGUUUCAAUACGUUGCGAACACCUACGUACUCGAAAGGCUAAUCCUUUCAAAUGGAUUUCAAAACAAAACAAACCUAAAACUCGAUGUUAUUUAGACAAGAAAACGUGUGUCAGCUUUGACAUGGUGAGGUUUUCGGUAAACUUUUACGGAAGGAGUCUCCAGUUUCAGGUUAAACUGGAACCUUUAAGUUCUUAGACACUUUGCUAACUUUAGCGAACAGUAAAUGUAACCAUAAACGGAUAAAAACAGUACAGUGUGUCGUUAGGUAGUAAUUAAAAUUGUAGUCAUUGGCACCAUUACUGUGGUAUAACAUAAGAGGAAUAAAACACCAAGGAUGUCGGGUUAUCGGAAAAUAUUUACCCAGUUUGCGCAAUGCUAAACGUAUAGGGUGCUAAACUUAGCCUCCAGCACAAAACAAAAAUGUUUUGAUUUGUUUCAUGGCCGAACUAAUCUUUCGAGCUAAGCUGUUAGUGUUAUUUUUUAUAGAAUUGCUAGUGCUAAUCCAUUUUGUGACAUUAAAUGGUAAACGGUUACGAAAGAAAACCCGAGUUUGAGCGUAAACCUUCGCUAAACUGUUCGUUUGAUCCUCGUGUAUGUGAAAUCAUGUUUGCUUGCUGUUUUUAAGAUGUUGUACACUGUUAUUUUGACGUAUUUUUGAACGUAGGAUGCACUAGUUUGUUCAGCACAGCCGUGUUGGAUUCGAGCGCCCUCUAUUGGAUAUUUAUAUAUAGCACUUACACAUGC